Apus apus (common swift) is the source of this 1529-nucleotide messenger RNA. Its product is annotated as multiple epidermal growth factor-like domains protein 9. The record is from RefSeq and is a predicted model, not a curated record. The coding region runs from base 107 to 1387 and encodes 426 amino acids. NCBI's taxonomy places the organism in Eukaryota, Metazoa, Chordata, Aves, Apodiformes, Apodidae. Gene Ontology annotation, molecular function: protein binding. The transcript is spliced from 10 exons.
UACUCACUGUAUUCAAGAUAUACCUUAGAACUGUUGAGAAGUUUAGUCAUAAUUCUCUAGCAAAGAUGGUCCUGACUGGGAGGCUCAUACACUGCCUGUGCUCAUAAUGGUUUUUCAGGGAAGAAUGAGUGCCUGGCCAUCUCCUCUGCUUUGGACCUUAACCAUGGCGUGUUUAAUGGGUAUUGCUUUAGGCCAGACAACCACCAUCCAGGUCCCUACUGCAUCAACCGCAGCACCUCCUAGUGCAACCACUGGUGGGGCUUCUGCUCCCCCAGCUGCCUCUGCAUCAACCAGUGCAACCCCUACCGUGUCCACAGCAGUGCCAUCUGAUCCAAGCACAGAAACACCUGCUCAGACUUUGUCUGCUACCACCAGCAUGACUGUCCUCACCUCUGGCAGCACAGCCACCUCUCAAGCAUCUGGACUGAUGGCCACAUCCACCAGUGCCCUGGUGUCCCCUUCAGGCAUGACCACGUCUCCUGCAGUCCCAUCAGCAGCUCCGUUCCUCACCACUGCCAAGGCCUUGAACUGCAGCAGUGUGAAUGUGACAACCUGUGCCCCCUGCUCCCCAGGGACAUUUCCCAGUGCAGGCACCCUGAGCUGCUCGUGCUGUGCAGAGGGCUCCUGCGCAGACCCCAGUGCCUGCACCCCCUGCCCGCUGGGCCACUACCAGCCCCAGAGUGGGCAGCUGUCCUGCCUGCCGUGCCCUCAGGGGAGUUACACCAGCUUCACUGGAAGCACCGUGUGCUUUCCCUGCCCACCAGGCAAUUACGGUAAUGAGUCUGGGGCUGCAGCCUGCAGAGCAUGUGAGAAAGGCCAUUUUAGCUCCAAGCAAAAUGCAACUUUUUGUCUGCCUUGCCAGCCUGGAUCAUUUUGCAACACCACCAGCUGCUCGGUGUGUCUGCCUUGCCCUCCUGGGCAAGAGGCUCUUCAGGAGGCAUCGGAGGAGUGUGUGUCCUGCCCCGUGGGUAUGUUCAAAGGUCCCAGUGACAACGAGUGCAAGCUCUGCGGGGCAGGAGAAUACCAAUUACAGUGGGGCAAGGAGAGCUGUGACCCAUGCCCAGAAAAUCACUACUGCCCUAGCCCAGAUGUGCACCCAGUGAAGUGCCCUCCUGACGCCUUCUGCCCCGCGGGCAGCGCUGGGCCAGGGUACUGCAUGGAGGUCUUCCUCUACAAGGCAGGGGACUCCUGCCAGCUGACCCCCCUCAUGGUCGUUGUCCUGGCCACCUUCUCAGGAGGUGGAAUCUUUGCUCUCUUUCUAAUAAUUCUGAGAAGAACACAAGAAUACAGCAAGACAUCAUUAAAGUCUCUGCUCCUGCCCCGAGGCUCAGGACACACAACUUAUGGAGGGACUGAGCACAGAGAGCCAGUCUAUGCUGGCUGGUAGGACGUGCUGUUAGCAGGCAAGCACCCCUUUCCCUUUUGCCUGGAGCAUUUCAGCUGUGUGUGCACAGGGAAAAUGUUUAACCAUGGCCAGCCCAUUUCUGUACAGCUAAAAUAAGUGCUGAAAAAUAAAACUGUGUUUUUGA